Molecule: messenger RNA, 2613 nt
Organism: Leguminivora glycinivorella
Lineage: Eukaryota; Metazoa; Arthropoda; Insecta; Lepidoptera; Tortricidae
Gene: krz
Product: beta-arrestin-1
Exons: 15
Coding region: 456-1772 (438 amino acids)
Biological process (GO): G protein-coupled receptor internalization; signal transduction
Cellular component (GO): cytoplasm
Molecular function (GO): G protein-coupled receptor binding
Source: RefSeq, a predicted model, not a curated record
ACUUUAACAAAAACCACGAUUGCCGGAUGCGCAGUAAUGGUGGUGAGGUGUAGUGUGGACUCGGGUGGAAUUUGAGUGAUUUUGUGCUGUCGGAAUGAAUUCUCCUUCAUUGUGAUUAAUUGUUACCAAUUUCUUUUGUUGGAGCGUGUGUCGGUUAUAAACUAGUGCUGUGUAGCUUUGUUUUAAACCUGCAAACUGUGUAAGACAGCUGUGACUUGAUCAUUCGGUGAACUGCUGAGUUUUUUGCUCAAUGGUCAAUGCAUUGCGUUUAAUGGUGGACUUUUAAUAAAUAAAGGAGGCACGCGUAUUCUAUUCACUGUAUAAUCCGAUGUUCAAGUUGCUCCUAGCCGCCUACAGAAACGGCGGCGAGGCUGCGCAGGGUUAGUUUGUAGCGGUGGCGCGAAACCUGGAGCCACGCGAGGGUCUACCAGUGUUGCUGAGGGCGCGGUGGCAGGAUGGACGACGCCGGCAGCAACAAGCAGCGGCAGGCCACGAGGGUCUUCAAGAAGAGCUCCCCCAAUGGCAAGAUAACAGUAUACUUAGGAAAGAGAGACUUCGUAGACCACAUCUCACAUGUAGACCCGAUUGACGGCGUGGUGCUAAUCGAUCCAGAGUAUGUUAAGGAUAGAAAGGUGUUCGGACAUGUGCUGGCAGCUUUCAGGUACGGCCGAGAGGACCUUGAUGUCCUCGGCCUCACCUUCAGGAAGGAUCUGUACCUUGCAGCGGAACAGAUAUACCCAGCAACGACCGCCCUAAAGCGACCGCUAACGCGGUUGCAAGAGCGCUUGGUCCGCAAGCUCGGUCCGGCCGCGCAUCCCUUCUACUUCGAAUUACCCCCUCACUGUCCAGCCUCGGUGACGCUGCAACCGGCGCCCGGAGACACUGGGAAACCUUGUGGGGUUGACUAUGAGCUGAAGGCGUUUGUGGCUGACUCGCAAGAUGACAAGCCGCAUAAAAGGAAUUCCGUUCGUCUAGCAAUAAGGAAGAUAAUGUACGCGCCGAGCAAGCAGGGCGAGCAGCCGUCGGUCGAAGUCUCUAAAGAAUUCAUGAUGAGCCCGAACAAAUUAUACUUAGAAGCGUCACUCGAUAAGGAGCUGUACCACCACGGCGAGAACAUAGCAGUGAACGUGCACAUAGCGAACAACUCCAACCGGUCCGUGAAGAGGAUCAAGGUGUCUGUGCGGCAGUUCGCGGACAUAUGUCUCUUCUCCACCGCGCAGUACAAGUGCACCGUGGCCGAGGCGGAGAGCGAGCAACCAAAAGCGAAGGUGAAGAAAAAGUUUAAAUUCCCCUUUAUCGGCAUCUCUGAUAAGAACUUAAAAAUUGAGUAUCUGGAGGGCUGUCCCGUGGGCCCCGGCUUCACGCUGAGCAAGGUGUUCACGCUGACGCCGCUGCUCGCCAACAACAAGGACAAGUGGGGGCUGGCGCUGGACGGCCAGCUCAAACAUGAAGACACCAACCUGGCCUCCAGCACACUAAUCGCGGAUCCGGCGCAAAGAGAGAAUUUGGGAAUUAUAGUACAAUACAAGGUCAAAGUGAAAUUGUGUUUGGGACCACUAGGCGGCGACCUGAGCGCGGAGCUGCCCUUCAUCCUGAUGCACCCGAAGCCGGAGGAGGAGCCGCCGCGGCUGCUGCCCGAGCCCGCGCCCAACCAGGACCACGACCUCAUACAGCUCGACCCGCAGCCUGACGAGAACGGGCAAGAGCAGGACGACGAUAUAAUUUUCGAAGACUUCGCGCGUCUCCGGCUCAAGGGCGCCGACGCCGAAUGAGCGCCUCACACACAAACACACAUGCACACACGCGCCUGCCAUUGUCAAGAACAGAGAUCGGACGAUUGAGCGUCAUUUGUUUGACGUUUUUGAAACAGCAGGCCUAUGAUGCUUGCAAUUUUAUCACUUAUCUACGUGGAUAAAGUUUCCGUCUCGUUCUGGCAAAUAUCUCAGUGUGAGAGUGACAAAUGUCAUAUAGACGUUGAUAAGAUGAUAAGUCAUAAAAUUGUAAGCAUAAUAGCCCUGAAGGAUCCUUAUGUCGUUACAAAGGAUAAGCGUCCGAUCACUGUUCAUGAAUAACGCUGCUACGCACACAUGGAAUUUUCCCGUCGUUAGAAAAGACAAAGUAAGGGUAUAGGUAUUGACUGAAUGUAAAAUCGUAUUGGGUGUGAAUGAAACUAAUGGAAGUGACCAAAAGUGUUAAUAUAUUUUUGGAUCGAUUGAUGUAAUGUGGGUACUAGCAGAGAUUAGGGAGAAAAAAUAAAAGAUUUGCCUUGCUAUCUUUUUCUGCUUAGUCAUAGUUUCAAUCUAUUUUUGUUAACUUAGGACUUGUUCCUUAUAUUAAUAUUUUUGGUGAUUUCUUUUCUAUCCACCUCUAUUUUACAGUACGGGAAAUUACAUCGACCUAUACGCGCAGUGUGAGUGAACGAAUUAAACAAUUGUUUAAAUAUUUAUGUGCGUCCUCGUUUGGUCUAUAAAUGUAUCAAUGUUGUUGACUGAUCUGGUAGUACGGAACUUGUAAUACCCGAUCUAAUCGAAUUUUAGGCGGUCUUUACCUUAGAUGCGCUGGUGAGCGAACGAGACACCGCUAUAUAGUGUUGUCCCGGUCACACAUAUACGC